GACCUUUCUGAGCAGUCAAAGUCUUUCUUCAUAUUGGCAGCCAUGCCGGCCCUUGCAGAAAAUCCUUCCCAGCUCUCUAAAGACCAAUUAAAAAGUAGAUUAAUUUCUCAUAACGUGCCCCUGCCUCGGGGUGACCAAAAGAAAGAUGUUUAUUUGCACCUCUACUUAAAUCACGUUUUCCAUAAGGACGGGGAAAAUGUUGACUUUUCGAGUGACGAAGAGGAUAUGUCGCCUGCAAAUUCUCUUCUGCCUGUGGGAGAUCCCGAGGAGGGAGGUGAAGACAAUAUGGACGUGAAGAGCCUGAGCAACACUGAGCUGAAGGAGCAGCUGCUGAAACGAGGGGUCAAGCCGGGACCUAUAUUACCCAGCACGCGAAGUGUUUACGAAAGGAAGUUACAGCAGCUGAUGGAGGCGCUGGUGAAACAAAAUGGGCCAGGGAAUGAAGAUCGGUAUUCAGACAGCGAAGAUGAAGAAAGUCCUCCAAUGAAGAACGAGGUGGAAAGUAGAGAAAAGAUUGAUAUGAGAACACGUAAUGAAAUGUACAACAAAGCCAAGAUUCCAGCAUCACUUGCAGCCGAAUAUAACCAGAACCUGGCAAACUUAGGGGAUGACUUCAGUGUUACCAGAAUCUUGAAGCAGAUGGAAAGAAGGUCAUCUUUGGGACAUGUUCCAAUGCACAAGAGGGAGCAGGAUAGCAAAAGUCUUCCCAGUCAGCCAGAUGCUGACUCUCCUGAUCUCCCUGAUCCAAUGUCCCAGUCUCUUCUUGGAAUGAGUGCAACACGCAGGAAACCAAUUAAAGGAGCGGCAGGACGCCCAAUUCAGUUCAGAUACGAUGAUCUUGCCACCAAGGCAAGGAUGCAGGAGCACACAAAGAGCACCACAGUGGAGACUGGGAAAAAGCGUCUAGUUUCAGUGCCCCUGCAGAUUGCACUGUUUCUCCUAAUUGCUUUCAUUGCUGUAGUAUUGUUAACUAUGGAGGGGAGUCCAGAAAACCCCUUUGUUUCACUUUCAGAGAAAACUGCCGAGUCAGAACCUUGAAGGUCCUACAAAUCUAAGCAAGGAAGAUGGAGCAGAGAUUUUUUUUAAAAGUACAGUACUGGAAAGACUGAGAUAAACUGCUAUUAUAAAUCAAACUCCUUUUUGUUUCCUCUUAUUUUUUAAACUGGUACUUCGACACUAAGCCAACACAUGAAAUUAGAGAUCUUCAUGUAUGGCCACUGAACUAUGUAUACUACACAUCUCAUGUGCAGAGUAGCGGUAUCGGUAAAGGUAUCCAUGAAUGCUCAUGAAUGAAAUCCAAAAUCAAAUAUUCACACUCCUGUACAGCAGUAGAAUAGACAUUCACUUCCUUUUCUUCCUUGUCAAGUGCCCUUUGAUAUCUUUGCCAUGGGGCCUAUCCUAAUGAAGCAAUGUCACCGCAGUACUGAGUUUUGAAAGUCGGUUAAUAGGAAUCUGCAUUUUGCAUAUUGAGGGUUUGCAGACUGAUGCUGAUCACAAGUUGAAAGACCACCAUCAGCAGGGGCCAUUGAAGUGCACAUUAACAUUCAGCGUUAUUUUAAUGCUUUAAUGUUAGCAUGGGUGAGAACAAGAAAAAAAAGGGUAUUAUGUUAACCAGUUUCUCUUAAAAUUAGUGCCUUUGUUAAAUGAUCUCAAACUGAAUUGUUUGACUGGGUAUUUAUUUUAGAUUUAUUGUUCUAAAUUAUGACAGACACUAGUAUAUCAUUUGAGAUACUAAAAGGGGACUUUGAAAACCAAAAAUACUGUCAACGGCAUGUCUCAUCGUGAAGCCUUCCAAAAAUAGGUUUAAUGUACAGUAUUGUCUGGUUUUAAUUUAAUUCACUGUUUAAAUAAAGAAUGUAUUUUUUCCCGCUC
Spea bombifrons (plains spadefoot toad) is the source of this 1872-nucleotide messenger RNA. RefSeq names its product LEM domain containing 1 (gene LEMD1). The record is from RefSeq and is a predicted model, not a curated record. Gene Ontology annotation, molecular function: DNA binding. The transcript is spliced from 8 exons. Lineage: Eukaryota; Metazoa; Chordata; Amphibia; Anura; Pelobatidae. The coding region runs from base 43 to 1038 and encodes 331 amino acids.